This is a messenger RNA of Diceros bicornis minor, 2907 nucleotides long. RefSeq names its product spermatogenesis associated serine rich 2 (gene SPATS2). Gene Ontology annotation, molecular function: protein binding. NCBI's taxonomy places the organism in Eukaryota, Metazoa, Chordata, Mammalia, Perissodactyla, Rhinocerotidae. Gene Ontology annotation, cellular component: cytoplasm. The record is from RefSeq and is a predicted model, not a curated record.
UCCAGAAGAGGAGGAGAAGGAGGCGGAGGAUCUCCUUUCCUUUUCCCAGAUCCCAGAGCGUCCGGGACGUAGAGCCCGGAACUGGGGGGACGCGGCGACUGCGGGGGCCCGGGCAUCUCCCUGGAAAAAGAGACAUGAAUGUCUGCAAUGAUAUUUCCUGACAAGAAGUUGAUACAAGAGAAGGAAAGGAGAUCAACAGCUAGUGAGCAGAGUUUCAAGUAACCAGGAUUUUGUAUUUACCACCUCGAACUAUAGACUUCUGUUGCCUGCUUUUAAAUCAGAGAUAACUACAGUCAGACCCGGAUAACGCAAAAGAAUACUUUUCUUUUGUAUUUUUUGAGAUCAAAGAAACUGCAAUGUCUAGGAAACAGAACCAGAAGGAUUCAUCAGGAUUCAUUUUUGAUUUGCAGUCCAAUACUGUACUGGCCCAGGGAGGAGCUUUUGAAAACAUGAAAGAGAAGAUAAAUGCAGUGCGUGCAAUAGUUCCCAAUAAGAGCAACAAUGAAAUCAUCCUGGUUUUGCAGCACUUUGAUAAUUGUGUGGACAAAACAGUACAAGCGUUCAUGGAAGGUAGUGCCAGCGAAGUACUCAAAGAAUGGACAGUAACAGGCAAGAAAAAGAACAAAAAGAAGAAAAGCAAACCAAAACCUGCAGCAGAAACAAGUAACAGUAUCCCAGAUUCCAGUAAAUCGGUUUCCAUUCAAGAGGAGCAGUCUGCGCCUUCCUCCGAGAAAGGUGGUAUUAAUGGUUACCAUGUCAACGGUGCCAUCAAUGAUACUGAGUCUGUGGACUCACUCAGUGAAGGUAUGGAGACGCUUUCAAUAGACGCUAGAGAAUUGGAGGACCCUGAAUCAGCUAUGCCAGAUAUGCUGGACAGAACAGGAUCCAUGCUGGAGGAUGGUGUCUCUGAUUUUGAGUCCAAAUCUUUGACUAUGCACUCUACUCAGAAUUCUCAACAAAAUAGGAGUGCUGCCAAGUCUCUCUCAAGACCUACCGCUGGAGCUCAGUUUUCAAAUCUGGGGAUGGAAGAUGUUCCACUCUCCUCCACCAACAAAAAGCUAGGUUCCAAUAUUGAAAAAUCUGUGAAAGACCUCCAGCGCUGUACAGUGUCUCUUGCACGGUAUCGAGUUGUAGUUAAAGAAGAGAUGGAUGCUUCCAUUAAGAAAAUGAAACAGGCUUUUGCUGAAUUGCAGAACUGUUUAAUGGAUCGAGAAGUUGCAUUGCUUGCCGAAAUGGACAAAGUGAAAGCUGAAGCAAUGGAAAUUUUGCUCAGCCGACAAAAGAAAGCCGAACUUCUAAAGAAGAUGACCGAUGUGGCUGUUCGAAUGUCAGAGGAGCAAUUGGUUGAGCUCAGAGCUGAUAUCAAGCACUUUGUUAGUGAACGUAAGUAUGAUGAGGAUCUGGGACGAGUAGCCCGGUUCACCUGUGAUGUAGAGACCCUAAAGAAGAACAUUGAUUCAUUUGGACAAGUGUCCCAUCCAAAAAACAGCUAUUCAACCAGACCUCGAUGUAGCUCAGUUACAUCUGUGUCCUUGAGUAGCCCGUGUGAUGCCUCUGCUGCUUCCUCUUCCACCUGUGCCUCUGCUCCCAGCCUUAUAAGUGCUAACAAGAAGAACUCAGCACCAGGAGAGACUCCUGCAGCCACAGCAAACUCCAGUGGCCGGCCCUACCAGCCUCAUCGAGAGGUAUUGCCGGGGAACAGACGAGGAGGACAAGGCUACAGGCCACAAGGCCAAAAGUCCAAUGACCACAUGAACCAAGGGCGACAUGACAGUGUGGGGCGUCACAGAAAUAGCUCAUGGUACUCAUCUGGUUCCAGGUAUCAGGGUGCGCCAGCCCAGGCACCAGGAAACAGUGAACGAGGCCAGGCGCACUCUGCAGGGACCAGUGGAACUGGAGCCAGCAUGGAGCCCAGCCCACCCAAGCCCUCGUUCAAAAAGGGGCUCCCCCAGCGCAAACCCAGAACCUCUCAGCCUGAAGCCGUGAAUUCGUGAGGGAAAUUCCAGUUGGCCUCUCUCCUCUGUCUCACACAAUUCAACUUGGUAACUGGACUUUAGGAAACUUAUAGUUGGAUUUAUUAACAAAAAGAAGUUUACACAUAUCACUUUGUACGCCAUUCUAAAUAUUUUUGGUUUCUUCUCUUCUCAUUUCCUCUUUACCAUUUUUGGAGGGGAAGCUGUUUUCUUCCUUGACCUUUCCCAAUGAUAUGGAUUGAUUCUGAUUGGUCAUUUCCACCAGGAAUCAUAGGCAACCAUUGCCAGGUUUCUCAAGGGUAAGUGAUGUUCUGCCCAGUGCACCAGGCCUUUCAGUUGUCCGAAGAGGCCUUCCUCAGCAACCCCAUACUGUUCAGGCUCUCAGGAGGAGAUGGAUCAGACUGUUGCCUUUCCAGUCUAAGCAGAAGCCGCACACGCCUGUCAGGUUCCCUCGAAACAACAGUUUAACCAGAAGAGGCAAUGAGGGGAUUGCGUGCAGCUCUGAAUUAGCCAGAGAAGAGGAAAUUUAAUUGGUCAAAAGGAAAGAACACUAGGAAACAAUCUGCCUCUGCUCCCAGAACGUGCCUGAGAUUGACACUCAGAUCAGGGUUUCAGUCUCCUGCUUGGCACCGUUGCUUAACCUGCAGUUUCUUCAAAAUAUCCAAAGCCUUGUUUCCUGUUACCUUAGACUGCACACCAGUCUAGGGAAGUCUAUGGGAAAGUAGCAUUUAAUUAAAGGGAAAAAAAAUAUUUUUGUUUCAAUGUUUGAAGAUUUUUGUUGUUAUUGUUGUUCUCCCUCUUUCCUGAAUCCUAUUCUGAUCCUCAACCAAAUUUAUAGCAAUAUAAUUAGUGUUAAUCUAAGGUGUUACCCAUCCAAAAAUUGCUGCAGUUAAUAUUUAUAGUUGAAUAAAUAAAAACAGCUGCAUCAAUGUUC